Haliotis rufescens (red abalone) is the source of this 2903-nucleotide messenger RNA. Its product is annotated as sulfoquinovosidase-like. The coding region runs from base 104 to 2686 and encodes 860 amino acids. The transcript has a single exon. NCBI's taxonomy places the organism in Eukaryota, Metazoa, Mollusca, Gastropoda, Lepetellida, Haliotidae. The record is from RefSeq and is a predicted model, not a curated record. Gene Ontology annotation, biological process: carbohydrate metabolic process. Gene Ontology annotation, molecular function: hydrolase activity, hydrolyzing O-glycosyl compounds; carbohydrate binding.
UGAACACAGUAUCGCCUAGAUACUCAGUCAGUACAGAGGGAAUACUUCAAGCGCUGAAAACAGAAACAGUGUUGUGCCAGUAUCAUCACUGCCACUGACAGACAUGAAGGUGUGCACGUGUCUGGUCCUCGUCUACACGUGUGUCCGGUUCAUGGACGCUAGGUUCACCUUUGAAGAGGAUAAAAACACAGUCGUCAUUUUCUCCGGAGAGCUGAAGAUUGAGUUAUGGAAGAACCCGUAUCACAUGGUGGUGUACGACAACACGACGGGGAAAUCUAUUGUAACAGAGCGCUCUGAUAAAGGACAUCGUCUUGGUUAUGGAAGGUGGGCCGGAGAAUAUUUUCACAUCUAUGAAGGCUAUUUAUGGAGACUUGGGGACAUUGUGGAAUGGUACGAGGCCACGAGUCUUGUUUCGGUUAGUUACGGUUCCAAUAACGUCACGGCAUACAUCGCCACCGACGACCCGAAGAACAGAACGAUUGAGCUGAGACUGUAUGACCUGCGUCAAAGGCAAUUCUCUUUCUCUUUCAUAAUGCCGGACGAGUCCAUGAACAGAGUCAGGUGGACCUUGGACACUCCUGACGUCCAACACGAAGGAUUCUACGGGUUUGGUGAGCGCUUCAACUCGCUGGAUCAAAGGUUAUACAAGGUCGGAUGUUGGACGCAGGACGGAAGUUUCAGCAUCGGCAAACUGUUUCCAAAAUUCCGGUUUCCAGGAGGCGAAUCCAGUACAUAUGUCCCCAUGCCGCUGUUUCUGUCAACGAAAGGGUACGGCUUCCAAAUGGACACAACAUACAGAGUGGAAUUUGAGUUUUCUCACGUUUAUAUUGCUGAAAUUCAAAUAGAAUCGAACAUUUUUGCAGCAACCUUGUAUGGAGGUCAUAAUGUCAGAGAUUCCUUCAACAGAAUCAUCGAGACUAAUGGACACUCACUUAUACCUCCGAAAUGGGCUUUCGGGCCUUGGAACCAGUUAGACGAUGAGGUGACUGGGGUCAAUAUUUCCCUCCGCGCUGAGGAUAUGCUGCUAAAAUAUGACAUUCCCUUUUCAAUGAACGUCAAUACUAUGCAUUUUCUCCCGGGAGGGGUGAACGAAAGCCUCUACCCCCAAAUUCUGGCUCGAAACGAGAAACUGCUAAAUAUGGGAAUCCCCUCGACGGCCUACUUUAAUCCCAUGGUUGAAACCUCCUACUACGGAACCUACGCUGAAGGUGCAAACAAGGGGUACUUCACCAAGAACGAGACAGGAGACCCGUACCAGUUCCUGUACGUGGCCGCCCACGUGUUCCAGGUGUCGCAGGUCGACUUCACCAACCCCGACGCAGUCGCCUGGUACCAGAGUCUUCUCCAACAAGGAAUAGACCUCCAGUUUAAGGGCUGGAUGUACGACUACGGCGAGUACACGCCGUCUAACUCUAUCAACAGCCUCAACCAGUCGGGUCUAGAGUCGCACAACGAGUACCCGCUUCUCUAUCAGAAAGCCUGUUUUGACCACCUGACAGCUAACAACACCCCCGGGUCGCCCUACGCCCCUGAUUAUGUGUACUACGUCAGAUCCGGUUACACUGGAUCUCAGAAGUACACGUGGGCGCAUUGGACUGGGGACCCGUCUACCGACUGGACUCAAGGGAGCGGAAUGAUUGCGCAGAUGAAGGGAAGUCUUAAUAUUGGUAUUUCCGGCAUGCCGUUUUCGGGUUCCGAUAUUGGGGGUUACGAGUGGUACACUGACCGGUCCCCGAGCCUGGAGCUGUGGGUACGGUGGACGCAACUUGGAGCCUUCAGUGGACUAAUGCACGAGCAGGGAGGCGGGAAGGGGUUCGGGGCAAAGACACACAUAUUCGACACCCCUGCUGGGACAAGACUGUGGCGAAAAUUUGCUAAACUGAGAACUCAGCUGUUUCCCUACAUCUACACACAAGCUCAUAUCGCACAUGAGACGGGCCUCCCCCUAAUGCGGGCACACAUUCUGGAGUUUUAUGACGACCCAGAGGCUUUUCUUGUGGAGGACCAGUACAUGUUUGGUGACAGUAUCCUAGUCGCUCCAAUACUCUCUGAGGGCUGGAGCGGGCGGGCUGUAUACCUACCCAAAGGAGAGACGUGGAUUGACAUCAGCAGCAAUAUGACGUAUGACGAACCUGAUGGUAGAUUUCGCAUCGGACAGUCGGAACCAGUAGCGGGGGGAACGUUUAUCACAGUCAACGCUCCGUUAGAUACUAUUCCUCUGCUAGUAAGGGCAGGGACCAUCAUUCCGGCGUUCGAUCCUCGCGUACAAGUUCUGAGGACAGCGCCACACCCAAAUGUUACCGGAUAUGACGAAAUAAGGACUCUCCAUCUGUGGGCGUGGCCAGACUCGACGUCCGCGUCAUCAGGACAUGACUGGCAAGGUAACACCUUUAUAACGUUGCCGAUGUCACUGUCGGUUGGCAAGGGGCUCGACGUAUCUCUUAAUGUGACGUCGGCUAAUUAUGACACUGUUAUUUGCCAGAUAGCCAUCAAUGGCGGGAGGUCCGUAAACUCGGUGAAGGUAGCCGGGGGAGGUCCGGAUCUCACGGAGAUGCCAACGUGGCAGGCUGUUGUCGAUGAUGCAGGAACAACCGCCGGUGCUUGGACGUUUGAUACCACAAGAUAUAUUCUGUGGAUUAAAGUUGGCACCAAAUCUAUUGACAUUAACGCUUUUUUCAAAGAAUGACGUCCGUUACCUUCCGUUUUUUUCUGAAACGGCAUUUGAACCUGAAAACAUCGGACCAUGUUUUGUACUAGAUUCUGAUUAAGAUUUGUUUAUGACAUUAACAUACUUAAACUCUUUUUGUCGAAAAUACCAAAAAAUGCAGUAUGAAAUAAUUGUGAAGCGUUGGCAACCAACUUUGACUACUGUGGGAAAUAAUGUGAUGAAAAGUUUUUUAUCC